Messenger RNA from Effrenium voratum, 1992 nucleotides. Lineage: Eukaryota; Dinophyceae; Suessiales; Symbiodiniaceae. The record is from the annotation of a GenBank genome assembly.
AUGGCCACCCGGCGCCGGGCGGCCGCGCUGCUUCUGCCCCUGGCGUGGCUUCUCGGCGCAAACCGCGGCGCGGCCUUCGCCUCGCUGGACCCACGGCAGAUCACGCGGCGCAUCGUGGAGGCGCGAAGUGCGGGGGAGGUGCUGAGCCGGGUGCAGGAGGAGAAGGACAACCCGCGGCUGGGCUUCAUCGCCCUGUCCGCGGCCUGGUCCAGGAUGGCCAAGAUGCGGAUCCUGGCCUCUGACCCGGCGCUGCGGAACCCCUUCCUGCCGGACUUGGUCGCCUUGACGCGCUCCGCCCUGCGGCGGGCCGCGUCGGAGGCGAAGAAUGCGCGGGGCGUGGCGAACAUCUUCUGGGCCGCUGCGAAGCUUCGGGCGCUGCGACCGCAGCUGGCGCCGCUGCAACCUGCGCUGAUGGCUGCAGCCAGAAAGGCGGCGCCCCACAUGGACGCCCAGCAGGUGGCCAACACCAUCUGGGGCACAGCGGAGCUGCUAGAGACGGAGGGCGACCGGGAAGCCUUGUUGCUGGCUCUGGCGGAAAGGGCGGAACGAGUGAGACCCCAGAUGACUGCGCAAGCCGUUGCGAACAUCUUUUGGGCCACGGCGAAGUUGUCUAAGUCUGGGGGUGGCAGCCUUGUGGCAGUGCUUCCAACUUUGGCCACGAGGGCCGAGGAGGUGAGGUCUGACAUGAACGCGCAGCAUGUCGCCAACAUCAUUUGGGCCAUAGCGAAGCUGUCGAGUUCUGAUAGCUCCGCAUUCGCCUUGCUGCCGGCUCUGGUCGAGAGAGUUCAGGAGGUACGGUCGCAGCUGACCGCUCAAGGCGUGGCGAACGUCAUUUGGGCCACCGCGAAGCUGUCGGAUGUGGGGGAGAACUCCCUACUGGCCUCGCUGCCCAUGUUGGCCGCCAGGAUCCAUGAUGUAAGAGCUCAGCUGCAUGCACAGGGGGUAUCGAACAUCAUUUGGGCAACGGCAAAGCUGUCAGAUCUGGGGGAUUCCUCCUUGCUUGCCGUGCUGCCAACUUUGGGCAAGAGGAUGCAAGAAGUUCUGCCUCAGAUGAAUGCGAGAGACUUCGCCAACAUUUUCUGGGCCAUGGCCACACUGUCGGAGUCUGGAGAGAGGACGCUGCUGGCAUUGCUGCCAUCUUUGGUUGGGCCAUCCCAAGACGUGCUGUCACAACUGCCCCCCCAAGGGUUGUCAAAUGUGAUUUGGGCCGCUGCCAAGCUGUCGGAUCAUGGCGAAGACUCUCUCGUUACUUUGCUGCCUGCCCUGGUGAAGAGGGCGCAGGAAGUCAGCUCGGAGAUGUCUGCCCAAGCUGCCGCCAACAUCAUUUGGGCCGCGGGCAAGCUGGCCGAGUCGGGAGACAGCUCCCUCGUGGCCUUACUGCCAACAUUGGCAGCCAGAGUCAAGCAGCUGAGCCCGCAGAUGACCGCGCAGGGCAGUGCCAACAUCAUCUGGGCUGCAGCCAAGCUGGCGGAGUUGGAUCGCUCCCUCCUGGCCUCGUUGCCCAGUUUGGUCGGCAGAGUGCAGGAAGUGAAGACCGAGCUCGAUGCGCAGCUCGUGGCCAACAUCCUUUGGGCCGCGGCCUGUCUGUCGGAGCUGGGGAACUCCGCGUUGCUCCCCGCGCUGCCGACCUUGGAGAAGAGAGCGGUGGAAUUGCAGUCCCAGAUGAAUGCGCAGGAUGUGUCGAACAUCAUUUGGGCCACGGCCAAGCUGUGCGACUCCGCCGAAGCCGGCGGCUUUCUGCGCGCGUUGCCGAUCUUGGCGGGCAGGGCCAAGGAGGUCCGUGACAUGAGGGCGCGGCAUGUGGCGAACAUCCUGUGGGCCAGCACACGGCUGAGCUCUCGGAACCCCUGCGGCUCGGAUCAGAUCUUGUCUUGGGCCACCGGGCAGCUGUCGGAGCUCGAGAGCAUCGCGGACUUGCUGGCCGUGAGCCGGGCCCCGAAGCCAAGCAAAGCGAAGCCGGGCUUUGGAGCAAAAAGUGUCACCGAGCGAUGA